This is a messenger RNA of Chlamydomonas reinhardtii, 1660 nucleotides long. RefSeq lists its product as uncharacterized. NCBI's taxonomy places the organism in Eukaryota, Viridiplantae, Chlorophyta, Chlorophyceae, Chlamydomonadales, Chlamydomonadaceae. Gene Ontology annotation, molecular function: serine-type endopeptidase activity. Bases 254 to 1540 code for a protein of 428 amino acids. The record is from RefSeq and is a predicted model, not a curated record. The transcript has 7 exons.
CGUAAGCAUAUGAGACUUGCACUUGGCGCAUUGUUCACUGCGUUUAACGCUGCUCACCGAUUUGUUGCUAUUUGGCUCCGCACUAGAACCAUUCUGCACGCCCCAAGCGUUUAACUAAUCGCAGGUGCAAAACUUUGUCAUUGUAGUGUUGAUAUACAGUGCUGAUUCAAUACACCUUUACGAGGGCGCGGCAGCUGGGCGCGCCACUUCCGAGCCACGCGAUAGUGCAGGAACAGGAUCCUGAACUUUUAGGAUGGCGCAAAAGCUUUCAAAUAUACUACUCAUGAGGUACCGGCUGUCCAAGCUCAAGGACGCGACCGAGGAGUUCCUUCAUUCCGUGUUCCGGGCCAACACCUACCAGGCCGGCCGGCUGCCCGGCGCCGACGACCACGACCCCCAUGACCGCGCCAGCAGCGGCACAGCCGCCAGCAGCACCAGUGGCGGCGGCGGCGCAGGCACCGGCCCGGGUGUGAGCGGCGUGGUUCGUGCGGCCUACCGGCGGGCCCUGGCGGUUUACGAGCAACCGCUAACGGAACACAUGAUGAUCACGGGGCCGGCCAUGGCGCCAACCAUCAACCGACACGGCAUCAAGGACCCGGCGGCCUCCGAGCGGCUGGUCAUUCGGCUUCUGCGGCACCCCAGCCCCCGCAAUGUGCUGGUGGGUGACGUGGUGGCCUUCCACUCGCCACUGGCCACACUGGACGACACCCACCACAUCAUGGUGCGGCGGGUGGCGGCGGUGGAGGGUCAGGAGAUGGUGAGCAGCAGCGACGCCGAGCCCCCCUUCAUCAUUCCCGCCGGCCACUGCUGGGUGCUGGCAGACAACACACACCUGCGGGUGGAGGACGGCGAGGUGAUUGACUCGCGCUCCUACGGCCACAUCCCCUACUCCAACGUCAUUGGUCGUGUGGUGUACGCCGCCGCCUCGCGCCACGACCACCGCCCCGUCACCAACAACCCCGAGCACGGCAGCGAGGGGGCGCUGCUGGGCGCGGGCGAAGACGAGGCGGUGGUGGCGGCGGAGGUGGAUGUGGAGGGCAUGUUUGAUGAGGGGGAGGAGGAGGAGGAAGAGGAGGAGGAGGAGGAGGAGGAGGGGGAGCAGCAGGUGGAGGGGGAGGAUGAGGAGGACAGGGAGCGCGCGCGGCGGAAGCGGGAGCGGGAGCGGCAGGCGCAGAAGCCGGACCCCGCGGCGCGGCUGCGAAAGCAUGACGAGGAGGAGGGGGCGGAGGAGGGGGCGGAGGAGGGGGCGGCGGCGGCUGGGCGGCAGCAGCCCCAGCAGCCGCAGCCGCCCCAGCAGCAGCAGCCCCAGCAGCAGCAGCAGCAGCAGCAACAGCAGGGAGGCAAGGAGGUGGCGCCUGAGGGGCGCGACAGUGGGGCGGAGGGGCAGGGGCAGGGGCAGAAGCCGGGGGCGGGAACAGGCGUGGGCUUGGGCGGGAGAGCCGGGGAGGAGGCGGGCGCUGAUGGCAGCCGAGGGGCAGGGGCCGCGCGGGGAAGCGGCGGCAGCGGGAAGGCGGCGGCAGGGAAGGACACGCCGCAAUGAGGUGGUCAGGCGGUCAGCUGGCGGCUGGUGGCACAUGGGUGGGCCCUGUGAGGGGGGGGGGCGCCAAGCCCGGUCGCGCCCCGCAUGAUGCGCACCAGUAUGUGAUGUGCUCAAUGAAGC